Daktulosphaira vitifoliae (grape phylloxera) is the source of this 1825-nucleotide messenger RNA. RefSeq lists its product as uncharacterized. Gene Ontology annotation, biological process: regulation of tube size, open tracheal system; septate junction assembly. The coding region runs from base 305 to 1003 and encodes 232 amino acids. The transcript is spliced from 7 exons. Gene Ontology annotation, cellular component: membrane; septate junction. Lineage: Eukaryota; Metazoa; Arthropoda; Insecta; Hemiptera; Phylloxeridae. The record is from RefSeq and is a predicted model, not a curated record.
AAACACAACAAGGCUUGUCACAUCAGACCUACUUUGUUUUUAUUAUCAUUACUUGUUUUAUAAUUUCUGUUUUAAAAAAUUUAACUUCUACCAAGAGGUCUUUUAUUCCUGUUUUAUUUUAGUUUUACUCCUGUUAACUCUAGUACAGAAUAUAUAAAAAAAUAUUGGUAUUAUUAAAAUAAUAUAAUAUCAUAAAAUUAGUUAUAGCGGUAUCUAGUGAAAUUUUAAAUUUUAACACAUUCGUAAAUACAAAAACUUGUUCGUUGUGUGAUUUAUUUUGUAUUGUACUACAAUCUACUAGAUUAUGUCAGGGUCUAACGAUUCUAUCAAAGACCUAAGAAUGAAAAAACGUAGUUUGGCUGGUAAUGUAGCCCUUGGAUUGUAUAUUUUAGCUCUGGUAUUUGUUUUUGUUGCGUUUUUUUCAACUAGUUGGCUUGUCAGUGAUCCAAGAAUUACAGGGGCCAAAUUGGAUAGUUUUGGAUUAUGGACCCACUGUUUUCGUUCUCUUCCUGAUCCCAAUGAUCCUGCUGAACGUCGGCAUUUUGUUGGAUGUCAUUGGAUAUUCGAUCCAUUCACUAAAGGUUAUGAUGAAAUAAAAGGAUUUUUAUUGCCAUUUAACAUAAUGGCAACUCAAUUUUUCUACACAAUUGCAUUCUUGGGAACUUUGUUUUCUUCGGUUGGUUCUCUUAUGUUUCUCUUAUGUUGUACUCCUGAAGAAAAACGUUUUAUAAAAUUAACAUUCAUUUUAGGAAUAACACUAGUUGUAUCAGGAAUUUGUGCUGCACUUGCAGUUUUAAUAUUUGCUUUAUUUGCAAAUAGACCUGGAUGGAUGCCUGGUCAUGACAACAAUUUUUUCGGAUGGGCUUUUGGAGUAGCAAUUGCCAGUUUCUUUGCUUUACUUGCAUCUGGAGCUUUUUACUUAGUUGAAACUAAUAUUCAAGUAAAGAAAAGAAAAUAUUUGAAGGAAUCUCAAACUAAAUUUGACAUGGAAACAAAAUCAUAAAAUUGAAUUAAUUUUAUAUAUUUUUUUAUUUUUAACUCUAUUCUAUUUGAUAAAAUAUUAAUUUUAUUUGACGAAUAAACUGAUAAAUAUAAUAAAAACAUUCCAAUUAUUCUAACAAUAUUUUUAUAUUGCAUAUUUACAAUAAUUGUGAUAGCUUGUGAAUAUAUUAUUAUUUAUGAAACUUACUCCGUCCAUUAAAAUGAGUACUGAGUUUUGUAAUUACUAAUUACUUAUUUUAGACAUACUUAUUUCAUAAAACUAAGUAUUUGAAUCAAAUAGUACAAGAUAAAAUUUAAGUAUACAUAUCUUUAAGAUCUAAAUUAAUAAAGUAUUUUUUUAGCUAUUUAAAUGUGUGUUCAAAAACAAUUACUAAAAAUGUAACAUUAAUACUGAUUAUACCUAUUAUAUGUUUGUAAGAAAAUCCUAAAAUAACAGGAUUCAUCACUGUAAGGGAUGAACACCACUCAUUUUUUCUAAUAAUAUUAUUUAUAGAUCUGUUUUUUUUAUUUUUUGUAUUGAAAUUAACUUCAAUAUAUAUUAACUUGUUUUUGUAAUUAUUAAUUAUUAAUACUCUACUUGUAUUAAUUCUCAAGAUGUAUAACUAUAAUUAAAAUUUGUAUUGUUUUAUUAAUAUUUUCUUAAAUUUAGUAAAACUUAAAAAACUACAUUAUAAAUUAUUUGUUUUGUAGUCAAAAUUAAAUUAGGUGUUAUCAAUUAAGAAUUUGCUUUAUAUAAAUAAUAUUAAAUUUAAUUACCAUUUUUAUAAUUAUUUUGUAAAUGAUUAAUUGUUCAAUUAUCUAUAAACAUGUCAUUCUUUUUUUA